This is a messenger RNA of Erythranthe guttata (spotted monkey flower), 2500 nucleotides long. It is a transcript of the gene ORC3, whose product is annotated as origin recognition complex subunit 3. Gene Ontology annotation, cellular component: DNA replication preinitiation complex; nuclear origin of replication recognition complex; nuclear pre-replicative complex. Gene Ontology annotation, biological process: DNA replication initiation; DNA replication. Lineage: Eukaryota; Viridiplantae; Streptophyta; Magnoliopsida; Lamiales; Phrymaceae. The record is from RefSeq and is a predicted model, not a curated record. Gene Ontology annotation, molecular function: DNA replication origin binding.
GACAAAGUGAUGGGACUUAAAUGACUAUUUCUGGAAGUUUGGGGGUACAACUCACAUGUUACUGGUUGCACUCCUUCACCCUCUUAUUUUCCCGCCAAAACUAGAGAGUUAACCUAAAGCGAGCGAAGGAGAGAGAGAGAGAGAGAGCGCAGAGAAUCAAAAUGGCUCCGGUGGCUGAUAUACCAUCCUCGCCGUCGAUUCCCAUAGCAGAAAGCAACCUACAGCCUUUCUUCAUUCUUCACAAGGCCUCUCCGCGCAAACCCGCCGCAAAAACCCGACGGAAAAUCGAUCUAUCGCCCAGAACCGCCGAUGGGUCUACAGAAGAACAUAUUGAUAACUUGCGAUUUGAAACCUUCAAAUUUCUUUCGUCCAACACCGAGUCAGUUAUUAAGGAUGUUUUGAAAAAUCUAAACGUCAAUGUGUUUGAUGAAAUUGAUAAAUGGGUUCAUAUAUCAUUCGAUGCCAUUCGUGCCUGCAAAACUCUUGAUUCCGCAAGUUCCACACGCCCGUACCCGAUUCUAGAUAAUGCAUCAAUUGCUGUACCAGGUGCAUCCAGACAAAUUUUCACGGGAUUGCUUUUCACAAAAAACAUGGAAUUUGUUGAUGAUAUAUUGACAUUUUCGGACCUUGGUGAACAUUUGAAAUCCCGGGGAUGUUAUGUAGCCAAUUUUUCAUCCUUGGACUUUUCUGCAAAGAAUGGAGUAGGUGGUUGUCUUAAAACUUUGUUGAGACAGUUUCUGAUGGUCGACAUUGAUGCUCCUGAAAUGUCCAUCUUGGCAUCAUGGUAUACUGAAAAAGGGAACAAUGAGAACCCACUCGUUCUGAUAAUUGAAGACGUGGAAAGAUGCUAUGGUCCUGUCUUGAAUGAUUUCAUUAUUAUGCUGAGGGAAUGGGUAAUAAAAAUUCCAAUAAUUUUGAUACUGGGCGUGGCGACGACUGUUGAUUCUCUAAGAAGCACUCUAACCUCGAAUGGUUUCUUGUAUCUAUCUGUCUGUGAAUUCACCUUGGGAACCCCAGCUGAAAGGAUGGAUGCUGUCAUCGAGGCUGUUCUUCUGAAAAGAUGUCAACGCUUCAGUGUUGGUAAACAGGUGUCAACUUUCCUCAGAAAUUACUUCUUAAGACAUGAUGGAACUUUAACAUUAUUUCUUAGAGCUUUAAAGAUUGCUAUGGUCCAACAUGUUUGUGCGGCUCCUUUUUUAAGAUGCACUUUUCGGAAAUUAGUUGAUGAAGAUUUUGACGACAACAGUAUUUUACUCACAGAAACUUUCCUCAAGCAGGCUCGUGAUAUUCCAUCUUUUCAAAGGUACUGUCAACGUAGCGCUAACUCUGCCAACUGGGCAAAUGGCUUGUCGGAUAUGAAAAGACUCCGAAAGCUAUGGAGCUCUACGGUUAUGUGCCUGUAUGAAGUUGGAAAGUACCGCAAAACUACCCUGUUAGAUUUAUACUGUGAGGUACUUGAACCUGGGCCAGACAACUCUAAUUCACCUGAUCACAUGCAAUUGCCAAAGCAUAAUACCAUGUCGCUACAUAAUCAUGAUUCUAUUGGCUGCCCGAAAAAGGAAGGUUAUGUUGGUUGGGCAAUACAGAGAGUCAGAGAUUUGCCAGUUGUGGAGCUGUGCAAGUUGCUCAACAGGUGGGAAAUGCUUACCAGAGGCAUAAAAGAGAUUCAUGAAAAAGUAAAGGAGCUACAUUCCCUGACAACAUUUGAGGCGAAUCAUCCAAAACUUGAUCAAACAGAGACACCCAGGAGGCAGGCAGCAGCAAGGAAUAAAGUAAAUGAGAAAACAGAUAAAGCCACAGUCAAUGAGAAAGUUGCCACAUUUCUACAAUGUAUUGUCGGGGAAUAUAUCCAGCCCAUUGAGUCUAUACCGUUUAAUGAAAUAGUCUUCUUCGACGAUGCCGAAAAACUUCAAACAGCAUUGAUCGGAGACCCGAGAAGAAGAAUCCAGGUUGACCUUUUAGAGUCCAACAAAUUCCUCAAGUGCUCUUGCUGCAGCAAGAACAGUGGCAUGCCAGUCCCGUCCAUGCAUAAUACCUCUAUAAUGUAUUCACUGGCUCAAGAGCACGGUGACCUCAUCAAUCUUCAUGAAUGGUAUCACUCUUUCAAAUCAAUUGUUACCGGAACACGUGUACAAGUACAAAAACCGAAGAAGAGAUUGAAAUCAUCACCAUCACCAUCACCGAAGAAACCGAAAGAUUCUAACGAACAAACUAAGAACAGAAGCGAUGCCGAUAUUCAAGCUGAAUUUUGCAGGGCAGUGAUAGAGCUACAGAUGACAGGGUUGCUUCGGAUGCCCAGCAAAAGGAGACCUGAUUAUGUGCAGAGAGUGGCUUUUGGACUUUGACACUUACACCAGGUUUUUUUAUUUAUCUUUUCCUCUACACUUUUUUCACUAAUAUCAACUGUAAUGAAUUAAUUAUGAAUGUUGUUUUUAUAUGAUGUUGUUGUAAUAAAAACAUGAAAUAUAUAAAAUAAAGGAAGAAAGAAGAAAAUCCUAAA